Zophobas morio is the source of this 9390-nucleotide messenger RNA. It is a transcript of the gene trio, whose product is annotated as triple functional domain protein. Gene Ontology annotation, biological process: protein phosphorylation; intracellular signal transduction; axon guidance. Gene Ontology annotation, cellular component: cytoplasm; extrinsic component of membrane; plasma membrane. The transcript has 30 exons. NCBI's taxonomy places the organism in Eukaryota, Metazoa, Arthropoda, Insecta, Coleoptera, Tenebrionidae. Bases 173 to 9181 code for a protein of 3002 amino acids. Gene Ontology annotation, molecular function: guanyl-nucleotide exchange factor activity; ATP binding; protein binding. The record is from RefSeq and is a predicted model, not a curated record.
CGUUUCCAUCAAAUGCCGAGAUGGGAGUUGAGUGUGUUGUAGUUGUAGCUUUUGUGUUUUUCUAAUAAACAGACGUAUUUUUAAGUGAAAUUGUGUCUAAAAUCGUGACAAUAAUGUUCGUGGACUAAAUUUUGGAAUAUAUGGUCAACAGUUUAUAAUAUAAGCUCAAAAUAUGGAUGGCCAACGUGCUUUAGAACUGAUGCCUCUGCUGCAAGAGCGCCUAGUGAUUUUGACUGGUGGCCGAGAUAGACGUGGAGGCCCUGUGUUAUCAUUUCCUGCCAGUCCCCGUAGAGAACGUGCUAAACCGGAAGAUUAUAAACGUCUUCUGCAGUAUUUAAUGUCCAUUCCCAAUGACGAAGCGAGGGCUUUGGGUUUUACGGUAUUGGUCGAUAUGCGUGGAGCAACUUGGUCUACAGUCAAGCCUAUUUUAAAAGCAUUACAUGAACAUUUUCCACCUGGAGCCGUUCACCAGGCACUCAUUGUUAAACCGGACAACUUCUGGCAAAAACAGAGAACUUCGCUUGGUUCCCAUAAGUACAAAUUUGAGACAAAUAUGAUAAGUAUAGAGGCCUUGUCAAAAAUAAUAGACACAUCGCAGUUAACAUCAGAUCUCGAUGGUACGCUAAGUUAUGAUCAUUCAACUUGGCUAGAAAUUAGGCUUGCUGUAGAGGAAUUUGCGUGGCAAGCCGCUGAUCUUUUGGAUCGUUUAGAUGAUCUACAGGAAGACCUUGCAAGAAACGAUUUCGCCGAUGAUGUCAGUGGAGCGAAGCACAAAAUAGACUUACAUAACGAAAUGAAAAAGAAAAUUAUGAAAGCUCCUGUGGAAGAUAUUGAUGUAUUAGGUCAACGGUUGCUGCAAAAAAUUUGUGGGAGCGAUACGGGCCAAGGAGGUGGCGGAGGCGGCGGCGGCGGUGGUGGAGGAGGAGGAGGAGGGGGCGGCGGCGGGGGAGGAGGCGGCAGAGAAUCGGAUUCUCCUAAUAAUACUAACUCGGAUACUACAGACAUAAAAAAUUUAGUUCUGCAAAAUUUGGAGGCAGUGCACACUUCACAGCAGCAUCUCCUUCAACUUUGGCACCAAAAAAAAUUAAAAUUAGAUCAGUGCUUUCAGUUAAGGUUGUUUGAACAGGACUGCGAAAAAAUGUUCGACUGGAUCUGCCACAACCGUGAUGUGUUCCUUUUAAAUUACGUAGAAAUCGGCCAUACUUACCAACUAGCUAAGCAAUUACAAGAAGAACACCAACAUUUUACUAUGAGUUCCAUGAAUGUAUACGUUAAUAUUAAUAGAAUACUCUCCGUGGCUAGUCGUUUAAUCGAGGGUGGUCAUUACGCUGCUACUCACAUCAGAUCUGUCGCAAGCAGAUUGGAUAGAACAUGGAAGGAUUUUGCUGCGGGUUUAGAUGAAAGGACAGCAGUGUUAGCUUUAUCAGUGAUUUUUCAUCAUAAAGCUGAACAAUAUGUGGAUAACGUGCCUACUUGGAAGUCUGCGUGUGAAAAUGCCAAUAUACCUUCAGAGAUAAUGAUGUUAGAAAAUUCUAUUCAUCAGCAUCAAAAUUUGUAUGAAUCGAUGUGCCAAGCUUAUACAGAGGUUUAUAACUCAUAUCAGUCACUCCUAAAUGGAUUGGAUGUCAUGUUACAAGUGUGCCAUACUAUACCGACUGCAACAGAUGGAGACGGAAACCAUAGUACAAAUUUUAUUAACGGAGACGGGACAAGCAAUUUCGAAAAUAGACCUGGAGGAAAUCCUGCCGCCGAUUAUAGUGAGGGCGCUAGUCAUGUCUUAGCGGUAAUUCAUCAAAUUUUAAAUCACCAUCGAGCUCUGGAACAAAAGUGGCACGCCAAGAAAAUUAAAUUACAUCAAAGAUUAGCGUUGCGAUUGUUUCAAGAAGAUGUGAAACAAGUGUUGGAUUGGUUAUCUAAUCACGGAGAGGUUUUUAUCAGGAAGAAUACCGGAAUUGGCAGAAAUCUUCAGAAAGCUAGGGUGUACCAGAAGAGUCAUGAACAUUUUGAGAAUGUUGCCCAGAACACCUACACCAACGCCGAUAAACUCCUCGCAGCCGCGGAAGAAUUGGCUCACACCGGUGAAUGCGACCCGGAUGAAAUCUAUUCUGUCGCUCACGAGCUAGAAGCCCAUGUUACAUCUUUUGCCACGAGGGUCGAACAACGACGACGUCGAUUAGACUUAGCAGUACUCUUCUACACCCACGAAAAAGAACUUGGCAAUUGGGUCGACGACCUCAGACAAGAAUUACAAAGUGAUGAAAGCAUCGCUGAAAGCUUAGAAGCCACCGAGAGGCUAUUGGAACAGACGGCCCAACACAGAGAUCAAAGCUUGGAUGCUUGCGCCUCCACCAUUGCCCAGGGAGAAGCUCUGCUUCAGGAACUGAGGUCAAUUGGUGAAAUGGACUCAACCGGUUCGGUAUCAGCUGUAGAAUCUGCUCUUGAUAGACUGGCAAAACAAAGGAGCGAUCUUGAAGAACUCUGGGCAGCCCGUAAAUUACGACUGGACCUUUGUUUAAGAUUGAGAUUGUUCGAAAGGGACGCUCUAGAGGUAUCUUCACAAUUGGAAAUGUGGUCAGAAGAACUCCAACAUAGUGAACUGACCCGAGAUAUCGCAAAAGCCGAACAAUUCCUCCGUCUACACAAUGAAAGCGUCAGUCAGAUGCAAAAUACAACCUAUCAGGUGCUACAACAGGGCCAAGACCUGAUACAAGUCUUCGAAAAUUCCGGAAUAUGUGUGAUGGCCGACGCUCAGUACAACGCUCAAACCAGGGUCCAAGUUUUGCUCGAGUUCCUGCACGACCGCGAAGUCGAUCUAGAGGAUUUGGCAGAAGUGAAAAGAGUUAAAUUGGAGCAGUGCAUUCAGCUGGGGCAAUUUCAGAACGACGCCAAUCAGGUGAUAAGCUGGAUUCGUAACGGAGAGUCGAUGUUGAUGGCUAGUUUCACCAUUCCGAAUAGCCUGGCGGAUGCGGAAUUAUUGAAAAAAGAACACGAACAGUUUCAAGUUGCCAUUGAGAAAACUCACACUUCAGCCGUGCAAGUCAAAUAUCGAGCCGACGCUCUCAUAAAUGCCAAUCACUACGACCCGCAAAGCAUCCGAGAAAUAUCAGAAGAAGUCACGAAACGGUGGCAGCAAUUAGUUACUUGUGCCGAAGAGCGCCAUAAGCUUGUAACGGCGAGUUUGAACUUUUAUAAAACGGCCGAACAAGUCUGUUCGGUGCUGGAUAGUUUAGAAAGGGAGUAUAGAAGAGACGAGGACUGGUGUGCUACUGGGCAACAGAACGUGGACAAGGCUACUUCAAUCUCGCAGCUGAUCAAUAAACACCAGGAACAAAAAGAAGCAUUUCUGAAGGCUUGUACGUUGGCAAGACGGACAGCAGAAACAUUCCUAAAAUACACAACACGCAGCCUGCAAUUUUACAAUUAUUCUAACACCACAAGCAAUCACGAAACUCGGGUAAAGGGGAUUUUAGAGAAACUUUUGAGCCAAGAAAAUAAAGUUCUGGAACACUGGACCCAACGCAAGAAACGUUUAGAUCAGUGUCAGCAGUUUGUUCUUUUUGAGCGAUCUGCCAAACAAGCUAUUGAAUGGAUACACGACACGGGCGAAUGUUACCUAACUACCCAUGCAACGAAUUUAGGAAAUAAUAUUGAAGAAACGGAAAGUUUGCUUCGUGAACACAACGAAUUUAAAGGAACUGCCAAAGAAACGCGAGAAAGAGUAAAAUUGUUAAUUCAGUUAGCAGAUAGUUUGGUGGAAAAAGGUCAUGCUCAUGCUAGCUCCAUUAAGCAAUGGGUAGCUGCUGUGGACAACAGGUAUAAAGACUUUAGUUCGCGUAUGGAACAAUAUAGGCAGCAAUUGGAGGAUACGUUAGGCAUUCAGGCGGAAGAAAGUGAGAAAAAAGAACUCUCAAUUGACAGAAAUUCUGACCCUAGUUUGGAAGCGAAAGUUAAAGAAGCUGCAGCUAAAGAUCUUAAGGAGCUUAAUGAGGAAAAAAGACGUUCCGCUAGAAGGAAAGAAUUUAUAAUGGCUGAACUACUCCAAACCGAACGAACCUACGUAAAAGACCUAGAAACCUGCAUUAAAUGUUUUCUCACCGACAUGCGAACUGGUAACAGUUGCCCUCCUGCAAUUCAUGGAAAAGACGAAAUAAUUUUUGGUAACAUAGAAGAAAUCUACAACUUUCACAAUUCUAUUUUUCUUAAAGAAUUGGAAAAAUACGAAACGAUGCCUGAAGAUGUUGGGCAUUGUUUUGUAACUUGGGCACAAAAAUUUGAUAUGUACGUUCAUUAUUGCAAAAAUAAACCUGAAUCAAAUAGUUUAUUGGUUCAACAUGGUGGAGGCUAUUUCGAAGAACUACAGAAGAAGCAUAAAGUAGAACAUCCAAUUGCGGCUUAUUUAAUUAAACCCGUACAGCGGAUCACUAAGUAUCAACUACUGUUAAAGGACCUACAAUCCUGUUGCCAGGAAGGACAAGGAGAAAUUAAAGAUGGUUUAGAAGUAAUGCUUAAUGUACCAAAGAAAGCUAAUGAUGCCAUGCACCUAUCACUUGUUGAAGGCUGUGAUGUUCCUGCAAAUAAACUUGGUGAAGUCGUUUUGCAAGAUGCCUUUAGCGUAUGGGACCCCAAACAGUUAAUUAGAAAAGGAAGAGAAAGACAUAUUUUCUUAUUCGAAUUGUACCUGUUAUUUACUAAGGAAGUUAAAGAUUCUGCAGGGAAAGUUAAAUACAUUUACAAGAAUAAACUAAUGACCUCAGAGUUAGGUGUUACUGAACAUAUGGAGGGCGAUGAGUGCAAAUUUGCGGUGUGGACGGGACGUGCUCCAAUUUCUGACUAUCGAAUUGUAUUGCGGGCGUCAUCUUUGGACACAAAACAACUUUGGGUCAAGAAACUCCGAGAAGUAAUCCAAGAAACUUACUUCAGUGGUGCUUUACCUUUGUCCCUGCCAAAGAGCCCUGCUAAAUUGAAGCCUCACAGUCAGAGAUCGAGCAGAGAUUUGGAGGAGUGCAAUUCAUUAGACGAAAGUGUUGAAAAUCUGGAUCGAAAUUCACUCACUUCUUUUGGUUCUGGAAAUACGACGGACUCGGAUAAGGCCGGAGUGCUAGAAAUGACAUGGGUAGUCAGCGAUUUCACAGCUACUUGUUCUCAAGAACUGAGUGUGACGAAGGGCCAACAGGUUGAAGUGGUGGAAGUGUGUUCAUCGAAGCCAGAUUAUUGUUUAGUUCGUAUGCCUACUCGUGGUACAGAUCAUGAUUCGUCUGUUCCUGAAGGGCUCGUGCCGCUAGCCGUUCUCAAACAACCACCAGCUCCAAGAAGUUCACCUUCGAGACGUGCUCCCGCAGAUCACGAACUCGACGCCACUUCCAACGAUACCUCAGGAACAGUCAACACAUCCUCGCCAGUUAACAAACGGAGGGGAUUCAGUGGGCGGAAAUGGUUACCACCACCACUCCGAAAGUUGUCACAGGGUAAAGUGGAUAAAACACAACCUACAGCAUUGGAACGACCACCACUCAAGAAGACUGGCUCUGAUAAGAGAAUUAAGGUACCGUCUGACAUGGGCAACAAACCUUCAGUCUCCGAGGGUGAGGACGACGAAGACAGACUGCAUUCGUCGUUGAAAGGUGCAAAAUCCCUGGGUGCAGAACUGACGAAUGGAGGUGGAGAAGACGCCGAUGAAGAGGUAGAACUACCACCUCCGAUGAAACCGAUACAGGAACCCAUAGUGGUUACUUCAACACCACCAGGAGUUCCAGAUAUCGAAGAAAAUCCUUGCAAGAGGGUUUCUAGUCUAACUUUAAAAUCACUAGAGGGUGCGACGUCUGCAGAUUUGGCUGAAAUUGAACAGAUUGUUAAGGAGAGAAUGGAGCAGAUAUCAGAGAGUCAAGAACGCAAUUCGGGGUUGCGGGACACAAAGUCAGCUGACGGCAUUUCUGAGUGUGGUGACCCGACUCAUCGUGAAUUAUCGGCACGUAAUUCUUCAAACGAAGCAACUGCGCUCCCGCUUAGUGGUGACGAAAGUGAUAAACCGUCCGAAGACAAUGUAGAUGGCGGUAAAAAGAUAGAAAGUUUGUUGAGAAAGAGACAAUUUGUAUUACAAGAGCUUGUGGAUACAGAAGAAGCGUACGUGCGUGAUUUAUCUUUGAUUGUUGACGGUUAUAUCGCCACAAUGAAGGAUCCUGAAUGCGAAAUCACUAUGCCUGACGACCUCAAGAAUGGAAAGGAUAAGAUGGUGUUCGGUAAUAUAGAAGCCAUAUAUGACUGGCAUAAAGAUACUUUUCUAAAGUCUCUUAAGAAGGCGGUAGAAAAUCCUACAGAAUUAGCACAGUUAUUUAAGAGGUAUGAACGCAAGCUGCAUAUAUAUGUAGUUUACUGCAAAAACAAGCCAGUUUCUGAAUAUAUAGUAUCAGAACAUUUAGAAUCUUAUUUUGAGGAUCUUAGAGUUAAAUUAGGUCAUAAACUUCAGCUCUGUGAUCUUUUGAUCAAACCUGUUCAAAGGAUUAUGAAGUAUCAGUUGAUGUUGAAGGAUAUUUUGAAAUAUACUGAGAGGGCUGGGCUUACUGCUGAGGCUGAACCACUUAGAGCAGCUUAUGAAAUGAUGGUUAUUGUGCCAAAAGCAGCAAACGAUAUGAUGGAUGUGGGUCGAUUGCAAGGAUUUGAUGGUAAAAUAACAGCACAAGGAAAGCUACUUCUUCACGGCCUUCUAACAUGUACCGAUGCGCAAGGCACCGUUGUUGGAAAAAACAAAGAACUACAAGUGUUCUUGUUCGAACAAAGCAUAAUUUUGUCGGAAAUCGUCGGUAAAAAGACACAGUUCACCAGCCCACAGUACAUCUACAAAACGCACCUCCAAGCGAACAAAAUGAACUUGCACACAGACGAAGAAGGUUUUGUUUUAACAUCAACGGAUCCACAUAAACCUCCGCUUGCUAUUUCUUGCCAAGCCGCUUCGCAAGACCUUCAAGAGCAAUGGUUUGCAAAAAUUAAGGAUAUCCUAGAAAAGCAAAAAGACUUUCUUAAGGCCAUCCAAAGCCCAAUCGCUUACCAAAAAGAGCUUACUAGAGAAGCUUCUCUGUCAGACGCAUCUACAAUGUGGGAUCCUAGUCCUCUUCGGAAAACCGUUUCCAUUCCAUUAACGCCUGCUUCGACAGAUUCCGCUAAGCACCGAAAAAAUUUACAUUACAUUCAUAAAGCAAAUACUAUUGGUAUACCUUCCGAAAACGACCUGGCAGACGCAAGCGAGAGUAAAGUACAGAAUCAUAACAAAACAAGACUGAAUUUCUUUGAAGGAUUUAGAAAUACGUUAAGAUCAAAACAUAAAAGUGAUCCCACUACUUUAGAAUUACAGAAAGAAACUGACAAGAAUGAUGUGCAGAGGAGAUGGUCUGAAGCUAACCAACCCACGUGCGACAAUCAUAUUAUGGCACCAGGAACCCUAGCGCGUCUAACCUGUGAAUGGCCAGAUCUUGUCGUAGGCGAAGUGGUUACCAUAAUACGUUAUGACACAUCUCAUGGCUACUUGGUUCACACACAAACAAGUUCAAACGAAAUCUGGCUACCUCCCCAUGUCUUAUCAAAUUAUAACCGAAAAGCGUGGACAUUUCGCUUUAAAAAACACGCAAGAAGACCCCCCGAUGGUUUACCGCACGACAACAUCAUUCACGAAACUCCUCCCGUACCAGAAUUCCGCGACAAACUAAAAGACGUUACCGUACAGUGUGGUACCAAAGUAGUCCUAAAAUGCCGAAUCAAGCACUGCGGUCAGAACCCAAAAGUUAAGUGGAAAAAACUGGAACCGAACUUGUGCAUUCUACGAAAUGAGCGUUUUAUGUUUGGCCAGGAAGACGAGGGCGUCGCGAUGUUGGUCAUAGAUAACGCCAAAUUAUCAGAUUCAGGAACGUACAGCGUUACAGUGUCCAAUGAAGCUGGAACGUGCCAAUGUUCGGCCGUUUUGACCGUCACUGACCCGUACCCGGCCUUGCAAGAACCGAGAAUACAGGUUAUUUCCUGUUCUAGUGUGUUGUUAGAAUGGGAAAGUGACUUCUAUCAGCAAUUCUGGGUAGAAUAUUGCCAGUUGGGCACGGGAGAAUGGCUUUCACCGAACGAUAAUGGCGUUAUCAAUUCGCAGACAUACACAGUGGAGCAUUUAAUUCCUGGAGAGACGUAUAGUUUUAGAAUAAUCGCUGUCCAGAACAAAUUGGUCAGUCUACCAAGCGUAGCUGUGACCUUGCCGGUAGCAGAUACUUUGAGAUGGCAGCAGGAACAGUUCAGGAAUCGCUACAUCGAAUUAGAGGAAAUAAGCAGGGGACGUUUUUCCGUCGUUCGACGAGCCAAAGAUAGAGGCACCAACGUGGAAGUUGCUCUCAAACAAGUGACCAGGAGGAGGCAGGCUCAGCAUAUCACCCAAUGCGAGUAUAGCCUCCUUGCAGGAAUGCAGCAUGUGAACAUUAUACGAUCGAUGGCACUGUUCGACAACGCGCCACUACCUGGAUUAGACACCAUAGUACUGGAAUUAGUCAGAGGACCAUUACUAUUCACUUUUAUCUGCGAGCAUGACGAGUACACAGAGGACACCGUUAAAACGUAUAGUCGCCAGUUAAUGUCUGCUUUAUCGUGGCUCCAUCAGAAAGACAUCUCGCACUUGGAUAUUAAGCCUGAAAAUGUGAUGGUGGAUUUAUCAAGUUCCUCCCCUGUUUUGAAGUUAGUAGAUUUCGGUGAUUCAGUGAACACUUCCAAAAGCGUCAUAUUGCCACCGGCUUGUUUGGAAUUUGCUUCGCCUGAACUGGUGCUGGGCCAGCCGGUCGGAAAACACACUGACUACUGGGCGACCGGCGUAUUUCUCUACGUCCUUCUCAGUGGAGUUUCCCCAUUCCUGGAUGAUUCAAUGGAGGAGACAACUGCCAACAUUCUGAAAUGUGAUUAUUGUUUUCCCGAUGAUUAUUUCAGAGAAAUUUCUGUUGAAGCCAAAGAUCUUGUUCGUAAAUUAUUAGCACUUGUCCCGUCGCAGAGGAAUAGCAUGGAUCAGAGUCUUACAUCCGCUUGGAUGACCACAGAACAAAAGUCGGUGGUUAUACCUUCCAAUCGAUUGAAAACGUUCAUGCUUCGUAGACAUCCCAUAAACUUACCCACUACACCCACUAGUCCAGCUAAUUCUGAACCAAAUACUUAUAAAAGUUAUAUAUAAUUGACGGAAGUGAUCUGGAUUAGUAUACGGAAUGUGAUAUCAUUGUUAGUCGCGAUCAUAUUUUAGAAUUAUUUCAUUUACUUCAUAGCAUGUUUAGUGUUUUUUAUAUUAGUGUGAUUGUUAAUUUAUUCAUGUGUAAAUAUUAUAUUUUAACUACUAUUAUAACAUCAUUAUUACAAAUUUGUAAAUAAAGAGACUGCUCAAUUUUA